Messenger RNA from Geodia barretti, 213 nucleotides. The record is from the annotation of a GenBank genome assembly. Lineage: Eukaryota; Metazoa; Porifera; Demospongiae; Tetractinellida; Geodiidae.
CUAUCGGUGAAUCUACUAGAGGGAAGGCCUUGCUGUGAAACAAGGAAAAACUUGUCUAUUCCCGUUUUUGCCUGCACUGAGAUGAGAUACGUCGAUUUGAACAAGACGAGAGACCAGUUUAACCAGUUCAGCGGGCUUAGUAGAACGGUUGCAAUCAUAUAUCACCUGCAUACAAUACAUAUACAGUGGGUUAAAUGUGAGUGGGCUAUAAAG